AUGUACAUAAGCCCUAAGGAGGAGUAUUUUCGUGGAGAAAUAAUACAUCAUGAGCGUUUGUUUUUGUUUAGGUUUCCCCUUACAAAUGAUUUUCUAAAUCGGAAAGGGAUAGUUGCUACUCGGAGAGAGAACUUCCAACCGACAGCAAAUCAUUUGCGGUGCUCUCUUCAUUUUGAAGAGAAUUGUUACUUGGAAAAUUAUGUAAAUAGACGUCAACUGAAGGACGAUGCUAUACCGACAGUAUUUGGAUUUCCAGCUCAUUUAAAAAAGGUUACCAAGGCAAGGCCAAGAAAUGUUGGGACAGCAGAAAACGUGAGUGUGGAUGUGCACCUUUCUGGUUACACUGGAGACCACAAUUAUUCAAUUCCAUCAAGUCCAAGUAAGGUGAAGGAAAAGUUCGAAAAAACUGAAGAAAGGAAGGAAGCAAAAAUUGUGCGAUAUAAGACUAAGUUAAAUACAGUGAACAAAAAGUGCAAAAGACAGACGCAGAAGGUUUUCAAAUUAGAAAAUAUUUUAGAAGAACUGAAAGUUAAAAACUUAGUAAACGAUAAAGUAAUCUCGUUUAUUAACGCUACUGACAAUGACAUGUUAGUGGAGAUGGCCAUUACAAUGUUGUAUGUUGUAAAUGUCAGUGUGUUAGCUGUUACUUGUGAUGGACUUUCCACUAAUAUUGCAAUGGCAAGGGAGUUAAGUGCAAAUAUAAUCGUACUGUCUGCUACUUUAAAAGUUUCGUGUAAUUAUCUAAUGCAAAUAACUCGAUGUAAACUCACUCCACCUUGUCAUGAAAGAGCCUUACAUUCUUAA
Messenger RNA from Schistocerca cancellata (South American locust), 804 nucleotides. RefSeq names its product THAP domain-containing protein 1-like. NCBI's taxonomy places the organism in Eukaryota, Metazoa, Arthropoda, Insecta, Orthoptera, Acrididae. Bases 1 to 804 code for a protein of 267 amino acids. The record is from RefSeq and is a predicted model, not a curated record. The transcript has 3 exons.